AUGUUCAUGUUCAUGUUCAUGUGCUGCACUUACAAUCACAGAGACCAGGAGGCGCUAGCACUGGGCUUUAGCACUGAUACAACAAAGUGCUGAAAGUAUCCAUGUGAAGAAUAACAGCUCUGGAAAAAGAGAAUUCGAGCUGUGUUUUUAUGAGAUGGAUGGUGAUAAGAUUGAAGCCAAAGGUAAGGUAGGCGAUCUGGUGAUGCAGAACCCACAAGCACUGGCAGCUCUUCAGGACAGACUAGACAACUUAACACAAAGUCCUUCAGUUAUGGACAGCUUACCACUGUCCGUCAGGAGAAGAGUCAACGCCUUAAAGAAUCUGCAAGUCAAGAGUGCACACAUAGAAGCCAAAUUUUAUGAGGAGGUACAUGAGCUGGAAAGAAAGUACGCUGCUCUAUAUCAACCACUGUUUGACAAGAGGAAAAGCAUUGUAACUGGUGCAGUGGAACCUACAGAUGAGGAAUGUGAAUGGCAGAGUGAUCAUGAGGAUGAAGAGCUGGCAGAUGAGCUACAGAAGAAAGCCUCCAUAGAAGAGAAGAAAGCGGAAGAGGAGGGCUCUGCCGAGGAAAAUCCCAAAGGAAUUCCCGAAUUCUGGCUCACUAUAUUCCGCAGUGUGGACAUGCUGAGUGAUAUGCUACAGGAAGCCGAUGAGCCAAUCCUUAAACAUCUACAAGAUAUUAAAGUGAUAUUUUCUGGACCCAAUGAACCUAUGAGUUUUACUUUAGAGUUUCACUUUGAACCUAACAGCUACUUUAAAAACACGGUCCUCACAAAAGUCUACAAGAUGAAGUCGGAACCUGACGCCGAAGAUCCUUUCUCCUUUGAAGGCCCGGAGAUCAUCGACUGUGAGGGAUGUGAGAUUGAAUGGUACAAAGGGAAAGAUGUUACCGUCAAAACGAUUAAGAAAAAACAGAAGCACAAGGGCAGGGGUAUCGUGAGGACGGUCACUAAACAAGUGCCCACUGACUCCUUUUUUAACUUUUUCAACCCAAUUAAAGUUUCCCCAGAUAGUGAAUUGGAUGAGGACUCGGAAAUUACUCUAGCCACAGAUUUCGAAAUCGGACAUUUCUUCAGAGAGAGGAUAGUACCAAGAGCCGUGCUGUACUUCACCGGAGAGGCGCUGGAGGAUGACGAGAGCUUUGAGGAAGAAGAGCUUGAUGAAGGUGAAGAGGAGGAUCAAGAGGAUGAUAUGGAGGAAGACGAGGACGAGGGAGAUACAAAGGCAUAAGUCAUUUGUCACUUCAUGCAUUUCUAGGUAUGAUCUGAUAAACUGAGCCAAAGAAGAGAGCUGUAGUGCUGCAGAAAUUCCAUGUGUUCUGGAGAUUUGGACCGACAAACAAAAAGAGAAAAAUGAACACUGGAUGCAAUAAACACGAUAAUGAUAAUAGUUAAUUAUAUAAUUAUCUAACGAUUUGUUUAGCACUGGCUCAUGUUCUCUGUGCUCGGGUGCUUUUUGUGGUUUCUACACACACUUCUGUUCUUUUUACCUUUUUACCAUCACUGUAUUUCUGACGAGUGAAUGACUGAAAGAGAUUUACAAGGAUGUUUUCAGCCCUAUACGAUCCUCAGCUACUGUUUUUAAUUAUAACCUCUAACCAAACCAAGUAGUAAACAAAACAAAAGUAUCAAUUUCACUCUUAUUAUGACUCAUACAAACAAACAGACUAAAAUUUAUGAAAGUGCCUGCAUUCAGCUUUAAAUUAUGUUGAUGGUGUUUUUUCGUAUUUGAAUGAUUUAAAAAAAAAAAAAAAACAGAAAUAUUUGGAUAUUUCCAUUUCUGAAGCUUUCAAAUCCGUAAUAUCAAAAUCCAACUUUUAGUGAAUUUUGCACGCCAUUAUUCACUUCAUCUGCUACUAAAAAAAAAAUCACCAAACAUGUCUUAGUGAAUGAACUGCAUUUUAUUAUAAGUGGAAAACAAAACUAAAAAUGGAUUGCUUUUUCUCACUCCUCUCCAAAGAAAUCCUUUGCCAUAAACAUCUCCAUUUCCUUUUUGUCUCAAAUGAAGGCCUUGUCCUGACUCUCUUAUUCUCAGAGUUGGUUGAGAGACUUUUUUCAUUUCUCCUCAAACUGAAAAGUAAAAAAAAAACAAAAAAAACAAUGUGAUUGAGAUCUUGUUUUCUUCCUUUCAUCUUCUCAAAGAUAUUGACUGAUGCUGAAGGACACUGAAAGGUGUUCAUUAGAUUCGAAGACCAGGACAAGGCCUUUGUGUUCACGCCUCUCUGUUUUCACUAACACUGGAGCUUAAUGCUUUGGGAGCAGCUUUGAUCUUGAAAAUACUGAGUACAGAACGUGUGCAUAUUUCUGUGCUGUUUCGUCUUUCAUAACCCUCUUGGAUGAAUCAGUGAUGAUGCGUCAUGAAUAUUGGUUAUUGUAAGGUUUAUUGCGCUAUAACCUACGUGCAUCCAUAAAAUCUAAAUUGUUCCUGGAUCAAAAACUGUCUCCUUUAAACAUGAAUGAAUGAACUUUCAUACCCAGUGAGGUUCCGCAUUUCACGUUUAUGUCUGCUUCAGAGUUCACGUCGUCCUGCGCUGAUUGGUGCCGAACAAACCCAAGAUGUUAACCCCUUAGCUGAUAAAUAAAAGUAUAAACUAUCAUUUAAUAAAGAGAAGAAGCACAACACAGAUAAAGCACUAUGAUUGUUUUUGUUUUUUAAGUAACAUUAGAGCUGUUUUUUUUUUUUUUUUUUCAAAACUAACUCAGACUAGGGGCGAAAAAAAAACAGAAACAUCAUCUCAAACUAGAAUUUCCUCCCGGAAACUCAGGAGUUCAGCAGAUGACAUCAUGUCAAUAUGGCUGUUUACGCCAUCAAAAGUAAAUAAAGUACCACUUUCUUGCUUUUAAAUGAGACUAUAGUUGUAUUUAAUUUAGAGUAUUCAGCAUAAAGACACAUUAGUUGAUUAAAUCUGCCAUAAUGAUCAUAGAGUUUGUCAAAACACUAGUUUAUGAGCUUUUGGCACUCAGACAGAGCAAACAAGAGACAAGCUUUCAUGGAGGUGUCCAUGUUUUAUUAUCCUCUGUGUAGCUCAAACGCUCAAGAUCGAAAAUGACUUAAUCGUGUGCUCUGAUUUUCCGCUUUGGAGUUGACCGCAGGGGUGGAUGCAGGUUACUUGGGUUAAUGACAUUUUAGUUCAUUUUCUGCCAAAAAUAUUAAAGAAAAUUACAAGCAAGGCAUAAUUAUUUGCAUACCCAAUUAUUAAGAUGAAAAUUACUCACUUUUUCUGUGACAUAGUUUUGUAUUCCACUAUUCCUCUGCCCUCUGCUGGUGAUAUUCAGAUACUACGCACAAAAUGGGAAAAAAAAAAAAGCUGAUUUUCUCUUUGAGCUGCAGCAUUAUCUGUUACUACCCAAGAUAAUUAAGGAUAAUUAGUGUAAUUGAAUGUUUAAUCUGUGUAGCUAAGGCUUUGUCGACCUUCAGAAACCAACAGAAACCCUACUAGAGAUACUGAAUGUAAAAUUGAAAAAAAAAAAAAAAAAAACUGUAUAAUUAAAAAAAAAAAUUAUUAUUGUUAAAAAAUUUUCUCCUGACUUAUCUAUUGUUAAAAUUUGGGGAAGGAAAAAAAAAACAAAACAAGCAAAUAUGCCACACUGGUUUGUAAAAUUAAAAAAAUAAUAAUAAUUUGCAAAUCACCUGCAGCAUCCAAGUAGGAUAAA
Molecule: messenger RNA, 3654 nt
Organism: Pangasianodon hypophthalmus (striped catfish)
Lineage: Eukaryota; Metazoa; Chordata; Actinopteri; Siluriformes; Pangasiidae
Gene: nap1l4b
Product: nucleosome assembly protein 1-like 4b
Exons: 15
Coding region: 155-1231 (358 amino acids)
Biological process (GO): nucleosome assembly
Cellular component (GO): nucleus; chromatin
Molecular function (GO): histone binding; chromatin binding
Source: RefSeq, a predicted model, not a curated record